Messenger RNA from Naumovozyma castellii, 618 nucleotides. RefSeq lists its product as uncharacterized. The record is from RefSeq and is a predicted model, not a curated record. The transcript has a single exon. Lineage: Eukaryota; Fungi; Ascomycota; Saccharomycetes; Saccharomycetales; Saccharomycetaceae. The coding region runs from base 1 to 618 and encodes 205 amino acids.
AUGGUAGCAUUCAAGGCAGUAACCCCAAAGAAGGCCAGAGUUGCCGCAGAUGAACCCUUGGAGAAGGGUGUCCUAAGAUUCCUUGUCAGCAUAGGUGCAUCAUAUACUACAAGACCUGAAUUCUUGACAGAUAUCGUCGAUUCCACCACCGAAAUCAUCGAUACUGUUGGAAACAAGUACGAAAGUACUCAAUUCGGUUAUUUGAACAUCAAGACUAACGUUAAGGACUUAAAGAUCAAGACUUAUGUUAUUAAGAGCCCGGAAGACAAAGAUGACGUUGUGGUUCUUUCUGAAUAUGAUUUAAAACCUUAUGAAAUAUUCGCUGAAUAUGGCCAAGAAGGUGCCAAGUUAUCCAUGGGUGAAGAUGCUAAGUUCGUCAUCGGAUUGACUGUCACCAGUAAUUUGAGAUUCUUAGAAGUGGAAUUGGUUGAUGACAGUGUCUCCAAGGAUGAGGCUAAGAAGUUUGCCGAUUUCGAAUUUCCUACCGAAAAGCAAAGAGAAGGUGGUUUCAUGUUUACUCUAUUCAAUAAGGUAGAGGAAGACAAGAGAAGGAAGGAUGCUGAACAGCAGAUGAAUGAGCAAAUAGAAAAAAUGAUGAGAGAUGCUGCUAAACAGUGA